This is a messenger RNA of Megachile rotundata (alfalfa leafcutting bee), 1548 nucleotides long. Its product is annotated as CKLF-like MARVEL transmembrane domain-containing protein 4. Gene Ontology annotation, cellular component: membrane. Lineage: Eukaryota; Metazoa; Arthropoda; Insecta; Hymenoptera; Megachilidae. The record is from RefSeq and is a predicted model, not a curated record.
ACAUAGAAACAAUGUCUCGGUAUUCACGGUGUGGUCACGCAAGAAAUAGUAACAAAAAGCGAAACGAUUUGUGUAAAUAGUAGAAACGCAGUAAGCACGAAAGCGAAGUAUACUAAAGAAAAUAUAGUUAUGAUAACAUUGUCCUAAUUGCAUACAAAGAACGUCGAUUAACUUUUCCCGCUAUUUCGUGCUAAUUGAACGGUAAUAGCUACAGGUCACCAUUGUUUUUGAGUCAUUAUUUACUGCUAUAUAGGUACACGGAACAAUUCAAAUGUAUUGCUAAUAAUUUAUAAAAAUGUUUAUUUUUCUUGUGCAAAGUCCGCAAUACCGGUUCAGCGAUAGAGGAAAUACAAUAAUAAAAUAUUCAAAAUAUCACCCCAUUACAAAAACAUACAUUCAAGUUACUUUAGUGCAUCUUGCUCCUUCUUCAUUGAUUAUAUUUUACCGCGUACUAUCGUAUUCUGCAAGUUUUUAAUAUUCGUAAUUAGAUCCGGAAUUUUAACCGCGAUAACGUUCCAUACAAUCGAAUCCACCGCCCACAUGCAGUGACCAAAAAAGAAGAAAGGAACAAUGGUGGACCACGGAUUCCCCGGUCAGCACACUACUACCACAACAGUAACCACUACUACCACUACAACACAACCAACUAUUCGAUUUGAUGCUUCUUACACAAGAACAUUACCUGGAAUUCUUAAAGUUGCCCAAGUGGUUUUGAAUCUUUUGGGAUUCAUAUGCAUCACAGUUUCCAGUCAAAGCAGUUCCAGUCGUGGAGGAUGGUUCAACACAGUGGCAAUGGGUGGUUUUUGGUUCACAGGGAUACUGCUUGUCUUUUACCUGUUUCAUAUCAUUGAAAAAUUCUCAAAAAUUCCUUGGCUAAAAAUUGAGUUCAUAUUUUGCGCAAUUUGGACUGCUUUCUAUUUAUUAGCCGCUUCACUAGCAGCAGAUUAUGCUCGAUACGUAGAGGCUUUUGGAGUUGCAGCAUUCUUUGGAUUUUGUGCCAUGGUAGCUUACGGCUAUGAUGCCUGGCUGAAGUUCCAGGGAGCAAGGAGUGGUAUGUUAGCACAGGGUCAGCAUACUCCUAAACAAGUAUCAACAGUUGCGAGUCCUGCAUAUUAAUUUUAAAAUAGAAAGUUUAUCAAUGAAUCAUAAAAGUGGACCACUUUUGAGAUAUAUCGUUGCUUUUAUGAGAAGGAUUUAUAUCGUACGUUCCUUGUUAUAACAUUUAAAUGUGAAACGCUAACAAUAAGGCACAAAUUGACUUGAUCGAUUAACAACGCUAUCUUUUUACUUAAGUAUGCACGUAUUCACGUACAUACAUUCGAGUCAUCACCGAAUCACGGUAUUUAAUGAUCUUAUCUAUACUUGUAUAAUAAGGAGAUGAUAUACAUAUAAAAGACGCAUAUUUUGUAACCUCUUUUUCUUUAUAUAUAUUGUAAGCUGAUGAAACUGUACAUUACUUCGUAAGGUUUAAUAUCUGUUGAUAUUGAAAUGAUAUUUUUGAACAAUAUUUGUCUACACGUACAAGCAAUAUAAUACGUUCGAUCAGUA